CAUCCGCUGGGCGGGGCCAUUUGGAGGUUGCACCGCAGAGGAAUCUUUGUCCCCCUGGAACCAUGGCCGGGUCCGGAGUAGAAGUCAAGGCAUCCUUGCUGAAGCACCGCCGGACUACCUUCGAACGGGCCGAGAAGUUUGUCUCCGAGACGUACUUCCUGGACUGCAACCUCCGGGGAAGGUUGUUUGGCGAUACCUGCUCGUUGGCAGCUCUCUCUUGCUUUGAAACCUCUCAACGAAUUCCAUAUGACGAAGCUGUCAAGCAAGAGUUCAGACCCACAAAAGUCGGCGAGACUUUUGGUCUCACGUGGCACACCUGUUGGUUCAAAGCCGAGCUCAGCAUCCCCAAAGAAUGGGCUGGAAAGGAGGUGCACCUUCUUUGGGAAAGCGAAGGAGAAGGGAUGGUUUGGAGGGACGGCCAGCCUGAUCAGGGCUUGACUACAGAGGGUGAGAAAACCAGCUACGUACUGACCGAUAGUCUAAAAGAGACAGAUCCUCACAGCCUGACGUUGUACGUGGAGGUUGCCUGCAAUGGUCUCUUUGGAGCGGGCAAGGACAGCAUGAUCGCACCCCCUGAUCCGAACAAGAAGUUCUCCUUGCGCAAAGCGGAGCUGGCCGUUUAUAACAGGGAUGUCCACGAACUCCUGGUGGACUUUGAGAUCCUUCUCGACAUGGCCAAGCUCCUUGGGGAGGAAAACCAGCGGAGUUUCCAGGCCCUUUAUGCAGCCAAUAGGAUGGUUAACCUUUGCGAUGUUACCAACCCAUCUACUUUCCCUGCGGUGCAUGAACUUGCUUGCUCAGUCUUCAGUCAGAAGAAUGGGGAGAGCCAGCACACCGUCCAUGCAAUGGGCCACUGCCACAUUGAUUCUGCCUGGCUGUGGCCUUAUGAAGAGACGAUUCGUAAAUGCGCUCGCAGCUGGAUAACUGUCGUUCGGCUAAUGGAGAAAAACCCAGAGUUCACCUUUGUGUGCUCACAGGCUCAGCAGUUUGAAUGGGUGAAGACCUGGUAUCCUGGGUUGUAUGCUGCCAUUCAAAAUCUUGCCAAGGAAGGGCGUUUCAUCCCCGUUGGAGGCACCUGGGUGGAAAUGGAUGGGAACCUCCCAAGCGGGGAAUCCAUGGUUCGUCAGUUCCUGCAGGGACAGAGAUUCUUCCAGCAAGAGUUUGGCAAGAUGUGCUUGGAGUUCUGGCUGCCAGACACAUUCGGCUACUCGGCACAACUGCCCCAAAUGAUGCGCGGGUCUGGGAUCUGCCGUUUCCUGACCCAGAAGCUCAGCUGGAACCUCGUGAACACUUUCCCCCACAACACCUUCCUAUGGGAAGGCAUUGACGGGUCCCAGGUGCUGGCUCACUUCCCGCCUGCAGAUUCCUAUGGGCUGUCCGGUCGUGUGGAGGAGAUGUUAAAGACUGUCAAAAAUAAUAGAGACAAGGGCCGUGUGAACCACAGCGCCGCUCUCUUUGGGUUUGGAGACGGCGGUGGCGGCCCAACGCAGAAAAUGCUGGACCGGCUAAAAAGGAUGAAGGAUGCGGAUGGCUUGCCCAGGGUGCAGAUGUCAUCACCGGACCGGCUUUUCUCUGCUCUGGAGAAAGAAAAGGCCCAGCUCUGCACCUGGGUUGGAGAAUUGUUCCUGGAGCUCCAUAAUGGCACCUAUACCACCCAUGGCCAGAUUAAAAAGGGGAACCGGGAGUGUGAACGCCUGCUCCAUGACACCGAAGUUCUUGGUAGCUUUGUUCUUUCGAGGAAAAGUUCUUUCCGGUACCCUUCUGCAGAACUUCAGCAUCUCUGGAGAUUGCUGCUCCUGAACCAGUUCCACGAUGUCUUGCCAGGCAGUUGUAUCCAACUUGUAGCUGAAGAUGCCAUGAGAUACUAUGCAGAAAUUCGGAGCUCUGGAGCCGAGCUUCUGAAAGAUGCAAUGCAGUCUUUGUUUGGAGACCAGUUGGGAAGCCAUGAAAAGGCCGGCGGAAGCAUCCUUGUGGUGAACACAUUGCCUUGGGAACGGACGGAAGUCAUUGCUAAAGCUGGAGCAGGAGGAGCGGAAACAUUAGCUCUAGUGACCGUUCCAAGCAUGGGUUACUGUGCCGUUCAGGAUUCAUUAUCCCCUCGCCAUCUAGUGACAGUGAGCAAAGAGGCAGAUGGCUCAGUGAUCAUGGAGAACGGUAUAGUCCGGGUUUGUCUGGACACGAUGGGCCGUGUGACUUCGUUGCGUUUGAUUGAAUCUGAGAGAGGGUCCAUCCCCGAAGGUUCCUGCGCUAACCAGUUUGUGAUAUUUGAUGAUAUUCCUUUAUACUGGGAUGCUUGGGAUGUGAUGGACUAUCACUUGGAGACUAGGAAACCCAUCACACAUCUCCUCAAACCCCUGGAAAUUGCCGGAUCGGGCGGACUGCGUGGCAGUGUGAAGUUCUCCUUGCAGAUCAACCAGAAGAGCCUCCUCACCCAAGAAGUCAUCCUGGAUGCAGCUUCCCCUUGUGUCCGCUUCCAGACUCAGGUUGCCUGGAACGAAGCUCACAAAUUCCUCAAGGUGGAAUUCCCGGUUGGGGUUCGCAGCCCCAACGCUACGUACGAGAUCCAGUUUGGGCACCUCCAACGGCCAACGCAUUGGAACACAUCCUGGGACUGGGCCCGCUUUGAGGUGUGGAGCCACAAGUGGAUGGACCUGUCUGAACACGGCUUUGGGGUUGCGCUGUUGAACGACUGCAAAUACGGUUGCUCGGUUCGUGGCAACGUGAUGAGCCUUUCCUUGUUAAGAGCGCCAAAGUCUCCUGAUGCCUCUGCAGAUAUUGGUGACCAUCAAUUUACCUAUGCCGUGAUGCCACACGCAGGUUCCUUCCAAGAGGCCCAGGUGAUCCAUCAAGCAUAUAAUCUGAACUUCCCUCUUCACAUCAUGCCGAGUGUCUCUGCCCAGUGCCCGGCUUGGAGCGCCUUCUCAGUAGAGUCCCCAGCCGUUAUUUUGGAGACAGUAAAACAGGCUGAAGACAGAACAGAUGCACUGGUCAUCCGCCUCUACGAAUCUCAUGGCAGUACGGUAGUUACUUGGCUCCAAACAUGUCUUCCGAUCCAAGAGGCAAUCAUGUGCGACCUCCUUGAACGGCCCGAUCCUAGCCAUCGUUUUGCACUGGAGGAAUGUGGUCUGGAGCUUUCCUUUACGCCUUUCCAAGUGCUAUCUAUCUUGCUGGUCUUGAAAAGACAAAGCUGAAUUCAAUGCAUCUUGGAGAAAGUUGUUCCAUCAUUUCCUCGGGUUCAUUUUGUUUGUUAAUCAUGACAUAGGGAGUGGGAUUAUUUUUAAUUAUUCUUUUUGCAUUUUUUACAUAAACAUACAGAGAUAUCAUGGAGAUGGGACCAAAGAACUUAAUUUAUGAUUUCCUAUCUAUCUUAUGCACAAUAUUGUAAUGAUUUUAUGCACGAAAUGAAGUUUGUGCACAUUGAAUCACCAACAAGAAAAAUGUCACAAUCUCAGCUAUCUAGGUGGAUUAUUUUGGAGCGUUUCAGCUUUCUGGAUAAGAGAUGUUCAACAUACACAUCUUGAUUUAUCUUCCCAAUUUGGCUGGGACUCAACGUGAAUUUAAUUCUCUUAGAAACUGGCAGUAAUAAAAAUAUGGAGCCUAGAUGUACAGAUCUUGUCAAUUGUCCGUUUCAAACUGCUAACAACCCCCUCCUUCAACAUUGGAAAAAUAAAUUUUAUUAGCCUAAUAUAGUA
Molecule: messenger RNA, 3692 nt
Organism: Anolis carolinensis (green anole)
Lineage: Eukaryota; Metazoa; Chordata; Lepidosauria; Squamata; Anolidae
Gene: man2c1
Product: mannosidase alpha class 2C member 1
Exons: 26
Coding region: 63-3191 (1042 amino acids)
Biological process (GO): oligosaccharide catabolic process; mannose metabolic process
Molecular function (GO): alpha-mannosidase activity; carbohydrate binding
Source: RefSeq, a predicted model, not a curated record